Molecule: messenger RNA, 381 nt
Organism: Fulvia fulva
Lineage: Eukaryota; Fungi; Ascomycota; Dothideomycetes; Mycosphaerellales; Mycosphaerellaceae
Exons: 3
Coding region: 1-381 (126 amino acids)
Source: RefSeq, a predicted model, not a curated record
AUGCCUACCCAAUCCAUCCUCCUCUCCCUCCUCUCUCUCACAACCCUCACCACCCUCGCCACCGCCUCCAGCAUGAAAGUCCAAUACUACACCGACGGCGGCUGCACCUCCUACGCAGUCGAAACCUACCCCUUCGCCAACUGGGACUGCUACAACUACAGCUGGGGCGGCUCCAACAGCGCCAACAUCGCCGCUUGCAAUCCCGACUAUCAGGGUGGCAUUUGCUCGUGCACUUUCUUUACGAGCUCGAAUUGUGGAGGCCAGGGACAUACGGCGGAGUGGAGCAAAGUCGCUCGAGAGGUUGCGAGCAUGGAGUAUGUUGAUCAAUCGGUGGUCUCUGACACAGUCAAUGUAUCUCGCUUCCACGGGCUCCUGACCUAG